AUGGCGUGGCUGAGCGUCGGCUUGACAUUGGCUCUUAUCUUGUCAUUAUGCGUUUCACUCCUGACAAGCCCUGCGGCGGCUGGGAGUCCGAGGUCGAAACGGGCUUUGGAUCUAGUCAAUCCACUUAUAGGGACCAUCAAUGGCGGCCAUGUUUUCCCAGGGGCAACUUUACCAUUUGGAAUGGUGAAGGCAGGGCCUGAUACGGAUGGAGAGACUCAGGGCGGUUUUGACUCGAAUGCGACGGUCGUUCUGGGCUUCUCCCAUAUGCACGACUCGGGCACUGGAGGGGGCUCAUCUUUUGGAAGUUUCCCGAUUUUCGCCCACGCAGCCUGCCCGGACGAUGCGGUCGAAAAAUGUAUAUUCAACAAAAAGGAACGUGGAGCUAGCUGGAUAAAGGGCAGUGUCAAGGCCCGCCCUGGGUUCUUUGGGAUCACCCUCAAUAACUCGAUUUCCACAGAGAUGACCGUAACCAACCGCAGCGCUCUGUACAAGUUCACUUUUCCGAAAAGGCCAUUCCCCGAUCAAAAUGUCCCACUAAGCCCAUUCAUCUUGGUUGACUUGGAUGACCUGUCCGACACCCGCAGAGAGAGCAAAGUUUCUGUUAACCCUAAAACAGGUCGUAUUACUGGAAGUGGAUCGUUUAAUCCCAGUUUCGGGAAAGGGUCGUAUUUCUUAUAUUUCUGCAUGGAUUUUAGGAGCGCAGACAUCCGCCAAGCGGGAAUAUACACAAGCAGCAAAGGUGGCGCACCUACGCCUACGAUUAUAUCAGAAUCUGAUCCCGAUGCUGGGGAGGGUAACGUGCCGUUGGGCGCAUUUGUUCAAUUCCGUACGCCAAAAGACAGAAAGAUACUUGUACGCGUGGGGACUAGCUUUAUAAACACUGACAGAGCUUGUUCAAAUGCUGAGAGGGAACAACCCGACUUCGACUUUGACCGCACCAUGUCAGCAGCUAGGGACGCAUGGGCAAAGAAAUUCGAAGUCAUAGAGAUAAACGCGGGAGGUGUUUCUAAGGAUAUGGAGGUUAUAUUCUGGAGUGGGAUAUAUCGAACAAUGAUCAGCCCACAGGAUUACACCGGUGAGAAUCCUCUAUGGAAAAGUGACGAGCCUUAUUACGAUAGCUUUUACUGCAUAUGGGAUUCAUUUCGUAGCAUACAUCCACUCCUGACAAUUCUCGAUCCCCGGUCUCAGAUUCUCUUCGUUCGCAGCCUGAUUGAUAUUUACCGGCAUGAAGGUUUUCUUCCCGACUGUCGCAUGUCGCUUUGUAAGGGGUUCACUCAGGGAGGUUCCAACGCAGAUGUCGUCCUUGCGGACGCGUUUGUCAAGAGACUUCCCGGCAUUGAUUGGGAAACCGGGUACCAGGCCUUGCUAAAGGACGCAGAAUCCACCCCAAAUGACUGGGAGAUUGAAGGCCGUGGGGGGCUUGAAAGUUGGAAGAAGUUGGGAUAUAUUCCGUCAGAUGGUAUGCCAAUUGGUAACGGGCUUCGCACCCGUAGCGUGUCGCGUACGGUCGAAUAUGCAUAUAAUGACUUUUGUAUUGCAUUGGUGUCCAAAGCCCUGGGCCAUCAUGGCGAUUAUGCCAAAUACAUGGAGAGAGCGAAGUUCUGGAAAAAUGUGUACAAGGAGAACCAGACAAGUGCAAUCAACGGGACAGACACUGGCUUUGUAGGGUGUCUCCAGCCGCGACUUGAGGACGGGACAUGGGACUAUCAGGAUCCAAUCCACUGUAGCCCGCUACUAAACCAGCAUUCAUGCUACCUGAAUAGUCUAGGCGGAGAGUCGUAUGAGGGUAGCUUGUUUAUGUACACGUUCUACGUUCCUCAUGACAUGGCAUCGCUCAUAGCCACCCUAGGCGGUCCAGAUGCAUACACUGCCCGUCUCAAUUUCCUGCACGAGUCCGGUCUGCUGUACAUGGGCGACGAACAAGCUUUCCUCCCGGUAUACCAAUACCACUAUGCCGGACGACCAGCAUUAUCCGCAAAGCGCGCCCACGCAUACAUCCCCUCACAAUUUAACAAUUCCCUCAACGGCAUUCCCGGCAACGAUGACAGCGGGGCGAUGGGUUCAUUCCUAGCGCUAGCGAUGAUGGGCUUGUUCCCUGUCGCUGGCCAAGAUGUGUAUCUAAUCACACCCCCUUUCUUUAAAGAGGUGCGAAUUUACAACGACCUUACUGGUAAUGUUGCCAAUGUGCGGAAUAUCAACUUUGACCCUAAAUAUGGUGCGAUUUAUAUCCAGAGCGCGAAGCGGGAUGGGAAAGAUUGGCGACGGAAUUGGAUUGGGCAUGAUUUCUUUGAGAAAGGUGGUGUCUUGGAGCUGGUUCUUGGAAAGGAGGAGAGUCAUUGGGGGACUAGGGAGGAGGAUUUGCCGUUUAGUUUAUCGACAGGAGGAUUUUGA
This is a messenger RNA of Paracoccidioides brasiliensis Pb18, 2391 nucleotides long. RefSeq lists its product as uncharacterized. The transcript is spliced from 6 exons. Gene Ontology annotation, cellular component: nucleus; cytosol. Bases 1 to 2391 code for a protein of 796 amino acids. Gene Ontology annotation, molecular function: carbohydrate binding; peptide-N4-(N-acetyl-beta-glucosaminyl)asparagine amidase activity. The record is from RefSeq and is a predicted model, not a curated record. Gene Ontology annotation, biological process: protein quality control for misfolded or incompletely synthesized proteins; glycoprotein catabolic process; carbohydrate metabolic process.